AUGACUUGGGAUCCGACCUGGAAGGCCACACCAUCUAAGAUGAAGCCUAUCCGAUUGAAGGGCUCUCGUCGUAAGAAAGGAGUUCCAUCUGUCUUCCGAGCCUUCCCCUUUGAAAUCCAUUCAAGGUUUCAACUUGCUGAGUCUCGGAAUAAGUUCCGUGGGCGUCAACAAGCUAAUUGGUUAGGCGCGUUGUGGUUUCCUUGGACGAGGUAUUGUUUUGACCCUAACAACGAACUCAUCUCGCAGAUAGGUUGUUCUGCAUUUGAGGAAGCUGUUAGAGUCGGACAUCCUUGUCCAGAGUUUGCUGAGGUUAUGCCCAGCCUCGGCCGACUAGGAAAGCAGACGGGGAUACAAUCAAUAAGCUUCCUGCCUGGUAUCAGAUUGGAUGCACUGGCCAGGCUAUCUCAUAGUCUGGUACUCACUGCCAGUAGACUGAAUCAGGUAGACAGUCAGCUCUCGGUUACUGCGGGAGAGAGUGCUAGUCUAACUGCCGGUACGGUGAAGCGGGCUAGAGCCAGGAGUACGGGAUUGUUUGAAGGCCUUUCCGGUUUCAGCCAACUAUAUAUAGUGUCAAGGAAUAUAAUUUAUUUUGGGCAAGUAAAGUCAAAAGAAAGGGCUCUAUUCAAAAAACUAGUUCCUGACUCCAAUCAGUCAACUACGGGCGGUAAAAGAGCUGGUAGUGAAUCUUCGGCGCAAGCUGUAGGAGUAGGACUAGUUUAG
This is a messenger RNA of Vicia faba (fava bean), 720 nucleotides long. The record is from the annotation of a GenBank genome assembly. NCBI's taxonomy places the organism in Eukaryota, Viridiplantae, Streptophyta, Magnoliopsida, Fabales, Fabaceae.